AUGGCUGAGUCAAUUCCUAUGCCCAGAGAUGACAAUCUUCUAGCCAGUGGCUGUGCUGGCCACACAGUCCUGAACGCCCAGCGAAAGGACGCCAAAUCUGUGAAGAUCAAGAAAAACAAGGAUAAUGUGAAGUUUAAAGUCCAAUGCAGGGGAUACCUGUACACCCUGGUCAUCACAGAUAAAGAAAAGGCAGAGAAGCUGAAGCAGUCCCUGCCCCCAGGUUUGGCAAUGAUGCCAAAAGUAAAGAAGGAAGUCCCUGAUUUUCGCAAAGCCAUAGCCAAAGCUUUGAAGGCCAAGCAAGCUGCCCUGAAAGACAACCAUCAAGAUCCCCUGACCACUGAGUCAGCCAUGAAGAAGUUAGAAGACAGCAGCACAAUUGUGUUCUCCAUAGAUGUUAAGGUAACAAGCACCAGGUCAAACAGGCUCUAUGACAUUGAUGUGGCCAAGGUCAACACCACAUCCAGACUUGAUAUGAAGAAGAAGCUUGUGUUUGAUUCGUGA
Talpa occidentalis (Iberian mole) is the source of this 501-nucleotide messenger RNA. Its product is annotated as 60S ribosomal protein L23a-like. The transcript is spliced from 4 exons. NCBI's taxonomy places the organism in Eukaryota, Metazoa, Chordata, Mammalia, Eulipotyphla, Talpidae. Gene Ontology annotation, cellular component: ribosome; cytosolic large ribosomal subunit. Gene Ontology annotation, biological process: translation; protein-RNA complex assembly. The coding region runs from base 1 to 501 and encodes 166 amino acids. Gene Ontology annotation, molecular function: structural constituent of ribosome. The record is from RefSeq and is a predicted model, not a curated record.